Anopheles gambiae (African malaria mosquito) is the source of this 1981-nucleotide messenger RNA. Its product is annotated as phospholipase B1, membrane-associated. The transcript is spliced from 6 exons. NCBI's taxonomy places the organism in Eukaryota, Metazoa, Arthropoda, Insecta, Diptera, Culicidae. Gene Ontology annotation, biological process: phospholipid metabolic process. The coding region runs from base 378 to 1640 and encodes 420 amino acids. Gene Ontology annotation, molecular function: glycerophospholipase activity. The record is from RefSeq and is a predicted model, not a curated record.
GUGCGUAUAUGAAGCGCCCAGCGCGAGCACACGAUCAGCAUUCCGUUCUCGGACGUUGCCGGCGACAGUUUAGUGUACAGUGUGAGAGGCGCGUUUCGGUCGUUCGUUUAAGCGAGCGCGCGAGUAAGCAUUGCUGGGCUUUACCGGGACGCAAAGUGGUUUCCUAUCCUGCGGGGCAGUGCGCUGGGAUGCACUGUGGCUAGUCAAAGAGCUGUUAUUGCGACCUUCAAUAAGGUUUAAAGUGAACAUUUUAAGUGUUUUUUUUUUCUUCUAUUCUAAAAGAGUUGAGCACUGCAACGAAAUAGUCGAAAAUACCUACGCACACACAGACACACACACUGCCACGCACACACACGCACGCACGCAACUGCACGGCCAUGGCAUCGGUAUACCCAAGGACACUCGGUGGGUUCACGCUUUUGCUGCUGGCACUCGCUGCCACCAUUACGCCCGGGGAUGGACAGGCACUGAUCACACCGCUGGAUUCGCCACUGCUCGCCACCAAGUACCGGGGCUUCCGCGAGAUCAUGUUCAACUUCAUCGGCCAAACCGGCAACAACAAGAACAAGUUCCUGAUCAAUCUGAAAAAGGGAAAAGUUCAAAAACAGUUCGGUCCCGAGGAACCGUUCUUCUGCAACACGACCGGCAUGCGCAGUGAGACGGUACCGACCUCCGUGGACAGAUUGCGGCCGGGCGAUAUCGAUAUCAUCGGUGCGAUUGGGGAUUCGCUGACGGCGGGAAAUGGUGCAAUGGCGACCAACAUACUUGAGGUGCUGAUCGAAAACAAGGGCCUUUCGUGGAGCAUCGGUGGGCAGGGCACGUGGCGACAGUUUCUAACGCUGCCGAACAUACUGAAGGAGUACAAUCCGAAGCUGUACGGCUAUCCGACCAAGGAUGGUCUGUCGACGCGCAAGGCUUCACUGUUCAACGCAGCAGAAGGUGGCGCCAUGUCACAGGACAUUCCCUAUCAGGCCCGCAAUCUCGUCAAACGGAUGCUGUCCGACCGGAAGGUAGACAUCAACAACCACUGGAAGAUGAUCACGCUCAUGAUCGGUGGCAAUGACUUCUGUGCCGAGAUCUGCUACAUGGCCACGCCCGAAAAGAUACUGCAGUAUCACGAGAAGAACAUCGUCAGUGCGUUGCGAACCUUCCGUGAUUAUCUACCGCGCACCUUCGUCAAUCUGGCGGCGAGUCCAAAGGUGGACAUCUUGGCACGCUUCAAGAACAAACCACAGGAGUGCGUCUCGAUGCACGUGAUCGAGUGUCCGUGUCUGCUGGCCACACGGUUCCGCAAGCAGCGCGAACGGUUCGUCAAGCUGAUCGAGGACUGGAACAUGCUGCAGAUGGACAUUGCCGCCCGGGAGGAGUUUCACCGCAAGCCCGACUUUGCCGUCGUUUAUCAGCCGUUCACGAUGAACCUUACCUUCCCGGAGACGGCCAGCGGCGAUACGGACUUUACGUACAUGUCGCUCGAUUGCUUCCACCUUAGCCAGAAGGGCUAUGCGCUCGCCUCGAACGCACUGUGGAACAAUAUGCUCGAACCGGUGGGGGGUAAAUCGAUGAACUGGGAGCGCGAGUUUACGCUGUUUAGGUGUCCGAGCGCGGAAAUGCCAUUCCUGCGAACGCCCGGCAACAGCUAGAGCACUCUGGGCACAAAAAGGGGGCCAAAAAAGCUGACGCACUUCAUCAAAAAUGUGAUAUUAUUUCUACUUACACACCGGUGGAGUUUGGAAGGAAUCCGAAUUCCUCACACUCAUCAAUCGUCAUGUGCAAUUUUACGUUUUUAAGACACGCUAACGGGCUUAAGAGUUAAGAAUCACUUGUCACCCACCAAUCAUUGUGUUCACCUUGGGCAGGGGACACUACGCAACCGCAACACUGCCGUCGAAGCUUAUGCAAUGCCUUCAUCUCACUCAUGCAAUCUCACACUGCUCUGGAAGGAUUUCAUUACAGUUUUACAUACAUAUUUUACGCAACUUUA